AUGAGUUCCGGUGAUCAUGAACAACGUUUACCAAAAGAUGGUUUAAUUGUUCAAACAAUGUUACAAGAAAUGGGUAUUACAAAUUAUGAGCCAAAACUAAUACCAAUGGUUUUGGAUUUUAUGCACAAAUAUACAACAGACAUAUUAGAAGAAGCAAAACUAUUUUCAAUUCAUGCUGGAAGAAAACAAGUUGAGUUAGAUGAUAUUAAAUUGGCGUGUCAUAAUUGGGCAGAAGAACAUUCAACUAUGCCAUCAAAAGAGACAUUAAUUGAAUUAGCAAAAAAUAAAAAUCGUAAUCCAUUACCUGCAAUUCGAAAUUUUGUUGGUCCACGGUUACCACCAGAUCGUUUUUGUUUAUUAGCGCCAAAUUAUAAAUUGAAAGAUACUGAACAAAAUAAUCACGCGACAAAUGCAAAUGGUGCAGCAGUGUUAGAUAAUCAACAACAUAGAUCUGUUUCUUCGUCGUUUAAUGCAUCCAAUGUAUCACUUCAUUCUAUGAAUAAUGCAACAGCAUCGAAUGCAAAUUUCAUAGCAAGUGAUUUAUUUCCGACGAAACGAAAAAAGGUUGAUGAGGACGAUGAGGAUGAUGACUAUGAUAAUUAG
This is a messenger RNA of Didymodactylos carnosus, 603 nucleotides long. NCBI's taxonomy places the organism in Eukaryota, Metazoa, Rotifera, Eurotatoria, Philodinida, Philodinidae. The record is from the annotation of a GenBank genome assembly.